Cheilinus undulatus (humphead wrasse) is the source of this 1542-nucleotide messenger RNA. RefSeq names its product solute carrier family 41 member 2a (gene slc41a2a). The record is from RefSeq and is a predicted model, not a curated record. Lineage: Eukaryota; Metazoa; Chordata; Actinopteri; Labriformes; Labridae. Bases 1 to 1542 code for a protein of 513 amino acids. Gene Ontology annotation, biological process: monoatomic cation transport. Gene Ontology annotation, molecular function: monoatomic cation transmembrane transporter activity. The transcript is spliced from 10 exons. Gene Ontology annotation, cellular component: plasma membrane.
AUGAUGGUCCCAGGCUCACAAGAAAAGCAUCUACCGCCAAGUGGAUCAGCCAGCAGAGGUACCAGACAUCAUUAUGGAUCCCAUAUGGAUCAGUCCUUGUAUCCACACUCUGAAGCUUCACAACACCACAACUCUAAUGGGAAUAUUUCACCAGAGGACACCAGUCCACACUUGGGGCCACAGGAGUACACAGAGACAGACUAUCUGCUGCCCGAUAAACUGUAUGGCAGGUCGACAAUCAGUGCAUCCACGAGGUCAAAUUAUGCACAAGGCUCAAGUGCACCAGCAGAGACGGUGUGCUCCAUGGUGCUUCAGAUCCUGGUGCCGUUUCUGCUGUCUGGCCUCGGGACGGUGUCUGCAGGGAUGCUGCUGGAUGUUGUUCAGAACUGGGACGUGUUCCAGGAAGUGACAGAGCUCUUCAUCCUGGUCCCUGCGGUUUUAGGCAUGAAGGGCAACCUGGAAAUGACUCUGGCCUCCAGACUCUCCACUGCUGUAAAUUCAGCAAAGAUGGGAUCAACCAGAGAAAAGUGGAUGCUGAUUAUAGGAAACCUGGCCCUUAAGCAGCUACAGGCCACAGUGCUGGGCCUGUUAGCCUCUCUGUUGGCAACGAUGCUGGGCUGGAUGGCAGAAGGAAAGAUGCCCUUUAAUCACGUCAUGCUGCUGUGUUCAACCAGUGUUUCUACAGCCUUCAUGGCUUCGCUGCUGCAAGGUAUUAUUAUGGUUGGAGUGAUAUUUGGCUCCAAACGAGUUGGGAUCAACCCAGACAACGUGGCCACACCCAUGGCAGCCAGCUUUGGGGACCUCAUCACUCUGGCCCUGCUCGCCUGCAUUAGUCAGUGGUUCUUCUCCUUCAUAGAAACGUAUGCCUAUGUGCUGUACCUGGUGGAUCUGUUAGUGUUGUGCCUGAUUCCUCUUUGGGUGAUCAUCGCCUCCAAACAUUCAGCCAGUCUCAUCCUCCUCCGAACAGGCUGGGAACCAAUCAUUACAGCUAUGAUCAUCAGCAGUAUAGGAGGCCUUAUUCUGGACAAGACUGUGUCUGAUCCAAACCUGGCGGGAAUCAUAAUUUAUGCUCCCAUCAUAAAUGGUAUUGGAGGAAACCUGGUCUCUAUACAGUCUAGUCGUAUCUCUACCAGUUUGCACUUGAAUUACCCUCCUAGAGAGAUUCCUGAAGACCGUCAGGGUUGUUACAACCCCUGUCGAACCUUCUUCGGAAGAGGAGCAAACCAUCGAUCUGCUCAGGUUCUGCUCUUCUUGGUCAUACCUGGCCAGCUGGUCUUCAUACAUGCAGUCCACCUGAUUAAAGGAGGCCACACUCUGCCCAGUCCGCUCUUCACUGUUAUCUUUCUGGCUGCCUCUGUAAUCCAGGUGUCAUCUCUGCUGUGUAUUGCUGACUGCAUGGUCCACUGUCUGUGGCGGAGAGGUAAAGACCCAGACAGUUACUCCAUACCGUACCUCACGGCUCUGGGAGACCUGCUGGGCACUGCUCUCCUGGCUCUGUCCUUCCUCAUCCUAUGGUGUGCCGGUGACUCAGGCAGUGUGUAG